This is a messenger RNA of Kwoniella shivajii, 1170 nucleotides long. RefSeq lists its product as uncharacterized. Bases 1 to 1170 code for a protein of 389 amino acids. Lineage: Eukaryota; Fungi; Basidiomycota; Tremellomycetes; Tremellales; Cryptococcaceae. The transcript is spliced from 2 exons. The record is from RefSeq and is a predicted model, not a curated record.
AUGACAACUUUCCAACAUCAGCCAGCAUUCGUGCAUGCUUUCGUCGACCCUGCCACCGCUGUUCCCGAUACACCUGUACCGAAUGGUAAUUCGACUCCUACAAGACCUCGAUUGAGAUCUUGUCUCUCUCCUACACGAUCACCGUCUGUCACUCCCUCCGCUUCUAGCGCUGUGAAUACUCCCAGUGGAUCUAGAUCAACCUCUUUCUCCUCUUGUACAAGUGGAACAAGUUGGAAGAGAGGAAAAAGUGUAAGAUGGCAAGAAAUGAAUGGUUGUGCAGUUACCGCUCAACAUUAUACCUAUUCUCAAGAAGAAUAUGAUCGUACACCACUUGAACCUCCAACUAUCGCUGAGCGAGCAUGUGUAUUACCUGAAAGAGGAUCACGUUGUUUAUCAAUAUCAAGAGAUUGUUUUUCAUCUACAUCCGAUUCACAUUCAUCAUCUUUAUAUAUCGAUGGCGAAGGAGAAGAAGAUUCAGACGAUCAAGAUACAUCAGCAGACUCUUAUUACCUACAUACACCUCCUCCUUCAGAAACCAAUUCUGAUGAUGAUGGUGGAGAUCAUCAAGAAAACGAAAAGGAGGAAAAGAGACAAUGGGAAGAAUGCAUGGAAAGACGUAGAUUGAUGUUCGCAAGAAUGUGUCCACAGCAAGCUAAUGAUGAGAGACAUCCUGAAUUCGAAGGUUAUAGAUCCAUCUCAGCGACUUUAGCCAAUUUACUCAAAUCUGUCAAUUCAUGUGAAGAAGUAACGGAAGAAGAUGAAGAAGAUUGUUCAGUAGCAGAGGAAGACGAUGAUGAGGAGAAUGAGAUUGUCAGAGAUUGUGGAUUCGGAUUUAGUUCUUCGACAUCAAAAUUUGAUCCUCUGAAAAUUGGCGAACGACAAGAAGAAGAAGAGGAAGAAGAAGAAAGAGAACCUGAUACACCAAGUUUGGUAUCUUCAGCUGAAGAAAGUGAACUGGACUGUAUCAUCUCUUCCCCAGGUGGAAAUUCAACUGCAUUGAUACAUCAAAAACAGCAACAACAGCAACAGCAACAACGUCGAAAUAUAAUAGGAGUGUGCACAGAAGAAAUUGUAUUAGCAGCUUGGACAUCUAAGCAAGCAAAUAGAGAGAAGAGUGAGAUACAACAGAUCAACGAAAGAGGAAGGGAUAGAACUACUAGAACCAUAUAA